Messenger RNA from Monopterus albus (swamp eel), 2764 nucleotides. RefSeq names its product ARF GTPase 2a (gene arf2a). Lineage: Eukaryota; Metazoa; Chordata; Actinopteri; Synbranchiformes; Synbranchidae. The coding region runs from base 196 to 738 and encodes 180 amino acids. Gene Ontology annotation, molecular function: GTPase activity; GTP binding. The record is from RefSeq and is a predicted model, not a curated record. The transcript is spliced from 6 exons.
AGAAGAUGACGGUAUGACGGGUUCUCCUUAAUGAAUAACACGCCGGAAGUCGCCAUUUUGUUGUUGGACAGGACCAGUGAAGAAGGAUCGAGAAGCGUUGGAACAGGGAUGUUCUGGAUAUAAACACACAGGAGAAGAAGCAAAGUUGUUUCCAAGGUUUGUCAUGGAAACACUUGGAUAAACAGCUGAGCUAAGAUGGGGAAUUUUGCUAGCCUGUUUAAAGGGUUGUUUGGCAAGAAAGAAAUGAGGAUCCUGAUGGUAGGACUGGAUGCUGCUGGAAAAACCACCAUCCUGUACAAGCUCAAACUGGGAGAAAUUGUAACCACAAUCCCUACCAUUGGUUUUAAUGUUGAGACAGUAGAAUACAAGAACAUCAGUUUUACAGUGUGGGAUGUCGGUGGUCAGGACAAGAUCAGGCCACUCUGGAGGCAUUAUUUCCAGAACACACAAGGCCUUAUCUUUGUAGUGGACAGUAAUGACAGGGAGCGAGUUGGUGAAGCGAAGGAGGAGCUGAUGCGAAUGCUGGCUGAGGAUGAGCUGAGGGAUGCAGUGCUGCUUGUGUUUGCCAACAAACAGGACCUGCCCAAUGCCAUGAAUGCAGCCGAGAUCACAGACAAGCUGACCCUGCACUCCCUGCGCCACCGUAACUGGUAUAUCCAGGCCACAUGCGCCACAAGUGGAGAUGGUCUCUAUGAGGGUCUGGACUGGCUUUCAAGUCAGCUCAAAAAUGCAAAAUGAUCGAUCAUGUCCCCUCCUGUCCCCACUCUGUUUGCAGUGCGAUGGGAGACUGCACUGGUCUCCUGGUCUCACUUACUCCUCUUCUUUCCUGUCUUUCCUCUGAAGCGUUGGACCUUUGGCCAGUGCUCCCCUGCAUCUGUGUACUGUAUGGGUGGGUUUGGAUAAGUAUUUUUUUGGAUGGAUGGAUGGAUGGAUGGAUGAAUGAAUGUGUGUAUGUAUGUGUCAACCAAGUGGGAGCAGCCCUGCUGUGCCUUGAACACGGUUAACUCUCAAACACCUCCUCUCCCCAGUGUCAGCACAUCCAUUAAAGGCACUGGUUUCCACAAAGCAAAGAGCAACACAGGACAUUAAGCUCUGUGUGUCAUCUGUCAAGAAUGCUUGUUUAAAAAACAAACAAAACCCAAGAUGAUGCUAAUUCAUUUUUUUCCCCAUCUACCAGCAACAUUGUGUUUUUGUUUAUUCACCCUGCAGAGAGAGACAGUGUAACCUGUUUCCUGUUUGAUCGAAUAAAAUGCCUGACAUCUUUUUUUGAAAAUUGCGUUUUGGUGGAUUUGAGUUUUUGAUGGUUGCAUCGAAGACUGGAUGCCUGUUUUCCUCUGUUUUAUUUUUAAGCGUUUUUUUUUUUUUUUUGGAAUUGUUAUGUGUGUAUACAGCAGGUCCUCUUAAUGGUUGGAGCGUGUUCAGCAUCUGUUGCAGGUGUUUCCACCUAUGUGGAGUCAUUUCUUCAGUUCACUCCCACCUUUCCAAGUUAUCACCCUUAGGGUACAACCAACCAAUAUUUCUUUUAAUUAGUCCUCAUGUCCUUCACACAGAGGAUUAAGUAGUCCAUUAUGGCUGAGCCUAGAAAGGGAAAUGCUCAUCUUCAGUUUCUAUUAUUAUUUUUCCUAUGUGGAGGUGUGUUGAGUGUAGCUACUGGUGAAUGUGUGUAUCCUGGGAGAACUAUGGGUUUCAGCUACAUCCGUUGGAACGUCAAGGCCUUUUAUAGAGUUGCUCCCACUUUGACCUCUUUACUGUAGUCUUUAUUUUCUCUUGUAUGUAGUUCUUGGGGUUAGGAUCGGUUUUCUAUUUUAUUAUAUCUUUUGUUAUGUUACUGUUUGUAGAUGCAUGACCUGGUUUACUUCAGCAUGAACUACCUUGCCAGGUGUGCAGUCUUUUGAGUAAAAAGCUUUUGGGACCAUUUAGUUUGAUUCAGAAAGGGUUCGCUGCUUUUGGUUCAGUUUUGGAUUCACCUGCCGAGCAUGAACUCGCCGGCUCCCGUGUUUUCCAGAGGACACACAUGCUCUUGACCAAAUUGUUAGCACUGCUAUAGAUGGUACAGUUGAAUUAGAAGUGUUUUCUCCAGCCUGCUGUAUGAAUUAACACUGUAAUUAAUUCCUCAAUGCUUUAGGCUUUAUGGUAUUUUCCCUUGCAUGUAUCCAGGGUGUUUCCAAUGCUUUUAUUUACAUCAUAUUCCUCUAAUGUCAUUUGCACAACCUCACCAGCUUGCACCACAAAGGCCUAUGUGAAGACAAGUAAUUUGUUAGUUAGCAAUAAACCUCCCCAUUGCACUACACCAGCAAACAGUUUCAGUGUGCAAGAAAGAAUGUUACAUCAGUCAGUGACAGAAUAGUUUCACCACUCACCCAAUGGUCCCUCCUGAAAUUUGAUAAGAAAAUCUUACCAACAGUGCACACCCCUUACUAACUUAAUUUCCUACAACUGGACAUUCGUUUGAGUAACUGCAUAACUAAUAUUUUGGGCUUUCUUUGUCCUUAUGGUAUAUUUUCAAAACAUUGGUAGAGUUCAUAGUAUAUGUUACAUAAUUUGGUAUACAACAAGAAAUACAAAUGUGUAUAAUAAUCAAGAUAAUGUAUUCUAACUUGACAUCCACCUACCCUUGUUUAGAUGUGAAGCUUUAAUUUUCAAGAUUCUUUCUGUACAAAUGACAAGGUAUGUGCAUAUGUAUUAAGUACCUCCUUAUGCUUUUUAAAAAAACUCACCUAGUAACAUCUGAUAAAUGCACUGUAAUAAAGAGAUCUCUACUGUA